UUUACUGUAUAGUAUGUAUACAUAUGGUUCGUUAUUAUUGCUUUUUUUUGGGGGGGGGGGGGUAGGAAUGUGGUGCAUUAUUUGAGAACGUAACGAAGAAGACACUAAAAUUCCUAACUAGAGAGGACAAAGUCUUAAAGUUAAUUACGUGUAAUCUUGUUAUAUGUCAAGUGCAAACCAGAAGGCAGGGACGACCGAAAAAUUGACGGGACGAUAUGAUCUUCGAAAGGAGGGUAGAUGCUGGAUAAGCACUCGCCUUCACCAUUAAAUUUACAGGUAGUGACUAGAUUCCCUGGCUGAUUACCGAAUGAAGGAAUCCAGUAUUCUUGACGAUCUCUCCAAGUGGCAAUGACAAUCCUCUGCAUUCUGCAAUGAUGAACUGCAGGGUUUCUCCUGCUUUCUAAAAGAGUGUAUUUAUUUAUUGUAAUUGUGACAUACAAAAUUGACUUGGUAGCAGAAAAAAAAAUAAAAUUGGUCAACGGGUAAUGGUUAAUUUUAAAAAGAAGGCGAGCAAGAGGAUAGAACAAAAGGGAGAGUAAGUAACGAAUGGCGUUGAGGGAGAAUAAAUAAAUUGUCCAAAUUUGAAUUUAAAUUUCAUGACUAUAUUUGGUAUAGGUAAUAAGUAUCUAUAUUAUUUAAAUCAUUAAAAUUUAUAUUAUUAAUUUUAAAUUUAUACUUUAUUUAAAGUAAAUAAAUGGAUAAAUUUAUCUAAAUUUUUAAUUUAAAUUUUAAUGGUUCAAUGCCCGUAUUAAUUAACAUCACCAAAUCUAAUAUGAUUAGGCUGAAAGAGUCUGGUUAAUAUGAUAUCCUAUUCUAUGAACGUGGGCAUAGAUGUCAGGGCCAGCUGCCGCAAGUUGGCAGGGUGUGGAAUGUUGACGCUGAGCAAAUGGUGAAAGGCUGAGCCAAAGCAGCACGAGUUUUAAAACGCGAGCGGCAAGCUGAGCAGCUGAGAAAUCCGCGUUUUUGACACCGGUCCAGCAAAUUGAAGGGGCCAAGUCUUUCGGCCCUACUCCCGCGUCCUUUCCAAAUAGCCCUCGUGGCCUGCCUCCCACACCCUCCCCCAAUUUUGAGCUUUGAUCCCAUUCUUUUGUUCCCCCACCAUUCCCUAUAUAAAACCCUCCCCAUCUCUACCCCCCUCUCAUACACUCGUACUCACACUAUCAUCUCCUCACUCUCCACAUCCCUUCACCAAAAUCGCACACCGGCCCUAAUCACUCAUCACUUCUUCAUGGGCAACAAUCCUUCUCAGUCUACUGGCUUCUUCAAGGGCGGACAUAAAACUGUUGUGCUCUUGGACACCGCCGGCAACAUUCGUAAACUCAAGCUGCCGGUAACAUCGGCCGACAUCAUGAUCGAAGAACCCGGCCACGUCAUCGCCCCGGUGGAUGAGCUCCACAGAACGCGACGCAUCGCGGCGUUGCCGGCGGAUCAUGAGCUUCUGCGGGGGAAAGCUUACAUGCUGGUCCCAGCUGGCAGGGUUCACUCCAGGGCAUCGGACUUUGAAAUAGCGAUCACAGAACCAUGGGAUUCCGAGAAGAGGAAAACCAAGAGGGGCUGGGAAAGCAGGAGAAAGAAGGGGGUGAGAGGAAAUAUGGCAAAGGUAAUACCGGUGGCGAGCACGGAGCAGGGACCGAGUUUGGUGUUAAAGCGGGAAAGAUUCGGGAACCAAGGACGCUGGAGUCCUGCACUAGAGCCGAUUUUGGAAUCCCCUUAAGAUUUCGCCCUCUAAUUCUAUAUUUUGAUCAUACCCUGACACCUAAAUUUUGCCUAGAUUUACACUUGAAUUGAUCGAGUUGCAUCGACGGCAAGUUAGGAGCUUAGAUAUUGCCACAAUUUUACACCAAAUGUAAAGAGAUUUUACUUUUCUGAUACAUAUAUUCAUAUUGAUUCGAUUUGAUCUAAA
Messenger RNA from Prosopis cineraria, 1903 nucleotides. RefSeq lists its product as uncharacterized. The coding region runs from base 1229 to 1714 and encodes 161 amino acids. NCBI's taxonomy places the organism in Eukaryota, Viridiplantae, Streptophyta, Magnoliopsida, Fabales, Fabaceae. The record is from RefSeq and is a predicted model, not a curated record. The transcript has a single exon.